Molecule: messenger RNA, 1827 nt
Organism: Zea mays
Lineage: Eukaryota; Viridiplantae; Streptophyta; Magnoliopsida; Poales; Poaceae
Product: Dolichyl-diphosphooligosaccharide--protein glycosyltransferase 67 kDa subunit
Cellular component (GO): membrane; oligosaccharyltransferase complex
Source: RefSeq, marked validated
UCUUCUCCCCCAGAUCUCUCUCUUCUUCUCUUGCGAAGUCGCCAAGGCCAGUCCCCAAUCCCCAUCCAGCCAGACCGCCGGCGAUGACGGACCACCGCGACGUGAUGUUGCCCUUGUCCCUCCAAUACAUAGCCACCCGUGCCCUCCUCCUGCUCGUCAUCGCGUCCGCCGUUUCCUGCUCUUCCUUGCCGCCGGAGGACGGCAUCCGGGUCGUCUCUGCAGAGAAAAGAAUCGACCUCACGGGUCCCAUCGUCAAAGUCUUCCUAACAUUGAAGGUUGAGAAUGCUCCCACGGCCUCUGAAGCAUCACGAGUUCUCCUCGCCUUCACGCCCACAGAGUUUCAACAUCUCUCUAUUGUCAAGGCCACAAGAGCGGAGGGGAAGCGCAAGAAGAAGGCAUUCGUACCCCUCUCGGUCCAAGCCUCUGAGCUCGCCACCACCGCUCCCGACGCCCCUCGCCUCUACUCUGUUCUGCUCAGCACUCCUCUGAAACCGGGCGAUGCAACCACUCUAGAAGUGCUAUACAUGCUCACUCACUCUUUAGAGCCCUUCCCCGCUGAGAUUAGCCAGUCAGAGUCCCAGUUGGUUUACUACCGUGACAGUGCGGUGCUUCUCUCGCCCUACCAUGUCCUGGAGCAGGUUACCUACAUCAAAAUGCCAAGCAAUAGGAUCGAAUCCUUCACAAGGGUCGAUCCUACCACACGAGCUGGUUCUGAAGUGAAAUAUGGCACAUACAGUAACCAGAUGCCAAACUCCUAUUUGCCAGUUCUUGUGCAUUAUGAGAAUAACCGCCCAUUUGCUGUUGUUGAGGAGCUUGUACGCAAGGUGGAGAUUUCUCACUGGGGAAACAUCCAAAUCACCGAGCAGUAUAAACUGAAACACGGUGGUGCUCGUCACAAAGGAGUCUUUUCCAGGCUUGAGUAUCAAUCUAGGCCAUCUAUCAGUGGAGCUUCGUCCUUUAAGAAUCUUCUUGCAAGGCUGCCACCUCGGGUUCAUUCAGUUUACUAUCGUGAUGAGAUUGGUAACAUCUCCUCAUCCCAUCUGCGCACUGAUUCACACAAGUCCGAUCUAGAAAUUGAGCCCAGAUAUCCGUUAUUUGGUGGGUGGCACUGCACGUUCACCAUUGGCUAUGGUCUUCCAUUGCAAGAUUUUGUCUUUGAGUCAGUUGAUGGCCGGCGCUACAUCAACCUUACUUUUGGUUGCCCUCUAUUGGAUACUGUGGUUGACGAUCUUACAGUUAAAGUUGUGCUUCCUGAAGGAUCAAAAAAUCCAGAGCAUGUAGUUCCUUUUGUGACAGAGAAACAUCUUGAGACUAGUUAUUCAUACCUUGACGUUGUUGGAAGGACGACGGUUGUACUGAAGAAGAAAAAUGUUGUAGGGGAGCACAACGUUCCUUUCCAGGUGUACUAUGAAUUCAAUCCGAUCUUCAUGCUGGCGGAACCAUUGAUGCUGAUAUCUGCAGUGUUGCUGUUUUUCGUUGCCUUCAUUGCGUAUCUUCACAUGGAUCUUUCCAUCAGAAAAUCAUCAUAGGCCUGUUGGCAAUUCUGUCCACCACAGUAUUUUUUGAGGCACAUGUUCUGCUAACUGUGAUUGAUGAAGUAACAAUCCUUGUUCUAGCGCACUAGUUGAACUGUUUAUCAGUGCACCAUCCUCAAUGGAGAAGGACGAUGUUUUUUUUUUUGUGUGUGUGUGGGUGGAAUAUGAUUGCUUCAUGUAGGGCUCACAACGAUCAGAAACGAUAUCAUCUAUAGGAAAACGAUUGCCUAGAAAUUUAGCUGGUUUCAUAAUUAAUCAACGUGGUGACUACAAUACGAUAUUGAUAUAUGUU